Xiphias gladius (swordfish) is the source of this 2423-nucleotide messenger RNA. RefSeq names its product E2F transcription factor 5 (gene e2f5). Gene Ontology annotation, biological process: regulation of transcription by RNA polymerase II. The coding region runs from base 108 to 1190 and encodes 360 amino acids. Lineage: Eukaryota; Metazoa; Chordata; Actinopteri; Istiophoriformes; Xiphiidae. The transcript is spliced from 9 exons. The record is from RefSeq and is a predicted model, not a curated record. Gene Ontology annotation, molecular function: DNA-binding transcription factor activity, RNA polymerase II-specific; RNA polymerase II cis-regulatory region sequence-specific DNA binding; protein dimerization activity. Gene Ontology annotation, cellular component: RNA polymerase II transcription regulator complex.
CGCUUGACAGAGCGGGUCAAGGGUUGCCGUGGCAACUGUAACAUAACGUAACGUCCGUUCAUUUAAAAACCCCGCAGGUACCUGUCGUCGUCCCGUUGAGAAAGAAGAUGGAGUUUGAGACGACGGAGACCGUACGCUCGACACCGAGUCGACACGAGAAAAGUUUGGGGCUCCUAACAAUGAAGUUUGUCAGUCUGCUGCAAGAAGCUAAGGAUGGCGUCCUUGAUUUGAAAGUGGCUGCAGACAGUUUGGCAGUGAAGCAGAAGAGGAGGAUAUAUGACAUCACUAAUGUACUGGAAGGUGUGGGGCUGAUUGAGAAGAAAAACAAGAAUAUUAUCCAGUGGAGGGGUGAGAACACAGGCAGCCAAACUCAAGAGGUGCUGGAGCAGGUAAAAGUUUUGAAGGCACAGAUCUCUGAGCUAGAGGCCCAAGAGAAAGAGCUAGACAACCAGAAGGCCUGGCUGGAGGAGAACAUCAAGCACCUUAACCACGAUCCCAUCACCAGCACUUAUAAAUUUGUGACACAUGAAGACAUCUGCAGUGCCUUCAGCGGGGACACUCUUCUUGCUGUUGUGGCUCCUGCUGGGACGCAGCUGGAGGUGCCACUACCUGAAAUGGGCCAGAGUGGUCAGAAGAGGUACCAGGUGAACCUACGCAGCCACUCGGCUCCCAUCCAAGUCAUGCUCAUCAACAGAGACUUAGACUCCACAAUACCUGUGGUCUUCCCUGUGCCGCCCACAGAUGACAUCUGUCCGAUGCCGACUCCACCCAGCACCCCUGCCAGCCUGCAGAGGUGCCCACUCUUGAUGUCCGUGUGCUCCACCUCGAACACCACCACCUCCUACUGCAGCCAGGACUCCCACUGCUUAGACCACCAGAUGGUGCUGCCAGAACAGGAUGAAGUGCUGACGCCAUCGUCCACCCCUCCUGAUGUGCAGAUGGAGUGUCAGCCAGUGGCAGUGUUGGAGCAACAGCAGAUGGACCUGGUGGGCCCAGUGUUCCAGUCUGUGCUGGACAUGAGCAGCCUGUUGAAGCUCAACGCUACUGGAGACCACAUGAAGGACGACAGAGAAGGAGCUGUUGACCUGAUUGAUGAGCUAAUGUCUACUGAUGGUAUAGAUUACAGCUUCAACCUGGACGACAACGAGGGAGUGUGUGACCUGUUUGACGUGCAGAUCCUCAAUUACUGAUGGCUGACAGUGGGCUCUUCUGUGCGCUUAUACAAUCUCCCUAAAGACACUUCAAACUUACUUUUUCCCAUUUUUUUUGUCAUAAUUGCACAGCCGAUACUUUUAACAUUCCUUUCAUAUAACUUAAGAAACUUUUUACAAACCUAAGACUUCACCGCCAUGCACCAGACUAUACAAUUUACUAUACUGGCCAUUUGCCCCCAGCCAACACAAAACAAAGUGCCUGAAUGAAUUUAUCACAAGAUAUUUACAUAGCGAGGAGUCAUUAUGUCUCCAUUGGGUCUUAAUGGUUUACUGGGUGGUUAUCUACAACAUUCCACAGAAAUGAGGUGCUUUACUGGAAGAAAGUCAGGAUAAAUCCUUUGGCCUCCUACUGCAAGUUUGUAUGUAAAUUUUUAUUUUUCCACAUCCAGUGGAAAACCUGAGACUUGAAGACAACUGCUUUAUUUUCUGUAUCAACAUUUAUUUCCUUUAUCAACAUUUGGGACUGUGACAGUGUUUUACUUAGUGAUAUUUACAGUAACUCAUUCAGUAUUGGGUUUUUUUGAUGACGAUGAUCUAGUUCAGGGUAAGUGAGUCACUUUGUUUGCAUGGAAACCAUAUUGUGUAAAACACUAACAAAUUUCAUAGUUAUAUCUCAUAAAAUGACAUAUUGUAUUUAAUGAGUGGCUGUUAUGGUUACGUAUUGUAACCUUGUUCUCAAGUGGAAAAAUGCCAGAAAGUUUUCUUUUCUAUUGCGACACUGCCAUUUUAGGCCUGUGACUUUUUGUUUUAAAUGGAUUCUUAGAAUUACAGUUACGUAUCUGAAUAAGUAAUAUUUUUUACUUAAUGUAAGAAAAAAAACAAUUCUUGGUUCUAGUUUGUUGAAACUGAAACAGGUUGUAAGCUUUAAUCGUAAUUUAGAAAGUAAAGUAGCCAUUUAUCUCAUCUGAAAUAAUAAAUAUUAAGAGCCUUGUGCACCAUUUUUGUAUAUUUAUAGUUUUCUUCGAUUAUAAGAAGCCAUGUUUUUGUUACAUUUUGUCGAUUCUUUGGUUUUUUUUUUGAAAAAAGUUUUUUUUUCAAUAAAUGGAUUUAAUCUCGACUUCUGAACUUUUCUUUUCCGCCAAGUAAUCAUAAUAAUAAUCAUAGUUUGAUUUUAAAAAUGGGCAAUGAGCACGUACUCAGUUUCUGUUAAGACUUGUUUGUUUAUGAUUUGUCAGGUUUGUCUUGAACCUUACAGAAGGCUGUUUUUAU